Paralichthys olivaceus (Japanese flounder) is the source of this 1860-nucleotide messenger RNA. RefSeq names its product transmembrane serine protease 2 (gene tmprss2). Gene Ontology annotation, biological process: protein autoprocessing. Gene Ontology annotation, cellular component: membrane. Lineage: Eukaryota; Metazoa; Chordata; Actinopteri; Pleuronectiformes; Paralichthyidae. The record is from RefSeq and is a predicted model, not a curated record. Gene Ontology annotation, molecular function: protein binding; serine-type endopeptidase activity.
UUAAACACAGGAGGGUGAGCUUCUCUUUAGGAGGAUGGACGAUAGCAUGGAAAACCAAAGGAAAAGGUGUGGUCCCACCUGUUGAUUACUGGGAGGACUGGAACGGACAUGAGACAGAGAGGGAAACAGGGAGUGGAGGUACAGAUAGAGUCAGAGCGCUGAAGGAAUCUCAAGGCGUGACAGUAUCCCAGCCGAGAGGCAGUGUGACCAGUUUCAGUAUGAAUGAUAAUCAGGGAACAGCUCCCGUCUAUGAAAACAGAGGGUUCCAGCAUGAUGAAAGAAGACCCCCUCCAUACAGCCCACAAAAUGCUAUGUACCCUGCCCUCCAGCAAGAGACCCCCACCUAUGUCGCCACGACUCCCAGACCCACCAUCAACACCCACCACACCGUCACACAUGGAAUGCCUCAUAACACAGGACACAGCAAAGGGACAAAGAGAUGUCACUGGAAACAUAUCCUGUGCGUGUGUCUGUGUGUGGCUCUCAUCAUGGCAGUGGUCGGCAUCUUGCUCUGGUACUUCUUAUACUACCAGUGUUUGCUGGGGAAGUCCUGCAGAAGCGGUGGGACGUGUCUGAGCUCAUCGCAGUGGUGUGACGGUGUCACGGACUGUCCACACGGAGAGGAUGAAUCUCAGUGCUUUCGUCUUCAUGGGACCAACUUCAUGCUGGAGAGUUACUCAUCAGCCUACCAGAUGUGGAUGCCUGUGUGCGCUGACGAGUGGAACAACAACUUUGGGAGGACUGUGUGUGAGCAGAUGGGCUACCUGAGGCAGGAUUAUGUGAUGUCAAGCCAAAUCAAUGCAGGUUCUUUGGCCUCCAAAGGAUACAUGAAGCUGAAGCCUGAGAGUACCCAUACAUCUGCUAUACAGUCACAGCUCACUUACAGCCAAAGUUGCUCAUCCAGAGCUAUCAAACUCCAUUGUAUAAAAUGUGGAGAGAGCUCAGCAGCCCCCAGUACUCGUAUCGUAGGUGGUACGGAGGCUGUGAAUGGAGCGUGGCCGUGGCAGGUCAGUCUCCAGAUUACGGGUCAACACGUCUGUGGAGGCUCCAUCAUCAGCCCGCACUGGAUCGUGUCUGCUGCACACUGCUUCCAAGAGUACUCCAAUCCUUACUCCUGGAGGGUUUACUCUGGUGACGUGAGCCUCCGUAAAAUGAGAUUUGGCGAAACUGUUGUUAAAAUCAUUAAUCAUGAAAAUUACAACGCAGAAACGAAUGACAAUGACAUUGCUCUGCUAAAGCUUGAUACACCUCUGACUUUUACAAGAACAGUGAAGCCAGUGUGUCUCCCCAACUUUGGAGUGAACGCCUCUCCUGGAAGUCAAGCCUGGAUCACAGGAUGGGGAGCAUUGCGCUCGUCUGGAUCAUCCCCUGACAAUCUAAACCAGGCCCAGAUCACCAUUUACAGCAGAGAGACCUGUAACUCUCCUGAGGUGUUAGAUGGACAAGUGAGUCAGACCAUGAUCUGUGCCGGGAAACUGCAGGGAGGAGUCGACACAUGUCAGGGUGACAGUGGAGGCCCUCUGGUGGUAAAAGAGGGAAAUGUAUGGUGGCUGGCAGGGGACACUAGCUGGGGGAUUGGAUGUGCUUGGAGGAACAAGCCAGGAGUCUAUGGCAAUGUAACCUACUUCACUGACUGGAUAUAUCAACAAAUGCAGGAAAACUGAUGGAAACAUCAACAAACAUGAAGAAAUACCUCUUUGAUUAAUCAGUGGUACUCACACACUUUGCACUUUCAAUCUGAAGCAACAGAAGGAAGAAAGGUUUACACACAAAAAACCCUGAUCAUCCCAUUAUUUUUCUAUAGCAGUUAUGACUACACAUUGAAUCUUUGUAUUAGAACCAAAUCAAAUUAUUUGUUUU